This is a messenger RNA of Pungitius pungitius (ninespine stickleback), 5706 nucleotides long. RefSeq names its product C2 calcium-dependent domain-containing protein 4C. Lineage: Eukaryota; Metazoa; Chordata; Actinopteri; Perciformes; Gasterosteidae. The transcript is spliced from 2 exons. The record is from RefSeq and is a predicted model, not a curated record. Bases 168 to 1415 code for a protein of 415 amino acids.
GGGCGCACAGCAGCGCCGCGGAGCGCACAGGCUCGAACCCCGCGGAGGAAAGACACCUGUUUACCGGCGGAGCGAGUGUGACGGAGAGGGUCUCUCUCGACGCCUGACUGCAUCUUCCCCACGCGCCGCCCCCCUCCCCCCCACACACCCCACCGCCUGGCGGGACCAUGUGGGUUCUGGAUAAGAUCCGCGGGACGGUGGAGACCGGCGUGCUGCGUCACGGUGAGAACGGAGACAAGAAAGGCGUCCCGUACAGCAACGUCCUCACCCCCGACAAGAUCCCGGACUUUUUCAUUCCCCCGAAGCUGGUCUGCGGCCCCCCGGAGCCCGAGAUUCCCAAUCUCCCGCCCAAAGAAGGCCCGAAACCCUCGACCUCGGAGCUGACUGUCAACAGCGGGAAGAAGAUCAGCAGCCCGAGAAGUCCGCGCCUGGUGGCGAAGAUCGCAGGAGACACCAAGAACCUGCUGAGGGCAGCGAACCGUCACAUCAUACAGAUAGAGAGCGCGGAUGAUGUUGGAGACACCAACGCAGACCCCCAGUCGCAGACAGCGAUGUCUCUGCCCUAUGUGCCCAAGACUCAAACCCCGUAUGGCUUUGCGACCUUGAAGGAGAGCCCUCACACUCGCCGCAAAGAGUCCCUUUUCCACUGCGAGCUCACCAGUCCCAUCACCUCCCCAAACCCCCAGAGGAAGACGCAUGGGAGAGGCGGCGAGGGGGGGGCAAACCACCUGAACCCGGCGGACUGCAACACCUCCCACAUGAAUCCCUACCGGUACUUCAGCGGCGGGGAGAGCGACACGUGCUCCUCGGCCGAGUCCUCUCCCUUCAGCUCCCCGCUGCUCUCCCGCUCCGCCUCCCUGCUCAAGAUCUUCACCCACGACACGCAGGCCAAGGUCGUGAAAGCCAAGCGGUCGUUCGCCCGCCACAGCUCGCUCUCCACCGACGAGUGCAGCUCGGCCGAGCCCAGCCCCAACGUGCAGCGGCGGCUCCACGCGCCCUCCCUCCACGGCGCCGGGGGGUCGGACCACGGGCUCCACCGGGAGCACACCGUCAACCUGCACAAAGGCGGGUCGUUGAGGAUCAGCGCCAACUACGACUCGGGCACCUCCCGCCUGCUCAUCCGCGUCCUGGUGGCGGAGAGUCUUUACGACAAGCACUUUGACAUCAAGAGCAUCAACUGCUGCGUCUCCGUCUACCUGAACCCGGGAAAGCAGCAGAAGCAAAGGAGCAACAUCAUCAAGAACAGCCGCAAGCCGGUCUUCAACGAGGACUUCUUCUUUGACUCGAUCGGCUCGGUUCAAGUGAAGAACCUGCUGGUGAAGUUCAAGGUGGUGAACAAAGGCACCAGCCUCAAGAGGGACAACCUGCUGGGAGAGCGGGAGGUGCCUCUUACGAAGCUGCUCUCGGGGGUUUGAAGCCACAGGACCUGGGGGGGGGGGGGGUAGGGUGUCAAAGAAGGCACGAAAGAGACAACACUGAAUUAGACGUUCUUGCUGGUUCCUUUUUUAAAACUUAUUUUUCUUUUUAAUUCCAAUGAAAACCGGGGACAUCACAGUGAAGGAAGAGGUGGCGAAAUGCAUUCUCGAGAAGGAAAGUGGAGGCUUUUCUUCUGAGAAGCUCCUGAUGUCCGCGGACGAAUCAUUUCUGGUGGUCGAGGCUGGCCCAAUUCUAUACCACCCCGAUAACGAAUGCUCAUUAAAUCAAGCCGGGUGCGAUGGCAACAGAUUCGUUUUGACACAUGAAAGGGUUUCUGUUUCUGGACACAUCUCCCCGCGCCAACUUCCUCGGCCAGGUCUGGUUCAAAGGUUGCGCGACACCUGUUCACCAGUCGUCAUCGCUCUCCCCCCCCGCCCGCGCGUCGUCUGUCACGUGUCGCGUGGUUUGAUUUAUUGUAAUGGGACAAUAAUCCACAGCGGCGCGGGAUGGGAUUCUGCGUCGUAGCUACACCGUGGUGUUCAGCACAAAGAUGCUUUUGUGGAUCGCAGCUUUGAAGUGCUGCUACGUCCUGAUGUGCAAAUGACCCUUUGAUCCCAGGUGCCGUGGCCCACCUCCGACCGCGGAAGGCGAGGGACACACAGAGCAGCCACGAUGGUCACAUUUACAUGCACAUAGAAAAUUCGAAUUGUAAUGCAAAAGCCCCAUCAUUGCCAUAAUCUGAUGUUGUCAGUCUAGCAUCAGAUUAGUACGUAAUGACCGUGGAUACUUGUGCUGCAAAGUCUCCGAUUGUGUCUGUAGUUGAGUAAAAUGGACGUAGCUUGAUGGCGAUAAGUGCCACGUGGAGUUUUCAAAGUGUGCAUUGUGUCGAUACCUUGAGAUCUAACUAAUGUGUUGAGUGCAUAUCCUUUCACCAGAGAAAGUAUUCUAGAAUUUUGUUUGUCUGGUCACUUUGGACUGAUCAACGUUGGUCUGUCCAGCAGCAGAAUAGGAUUAGACAAACGACAAUGUACACGUACAAAAUGAGAACCCACUCUCACAAUCUUUGCCGCCCUACACAGACACCACAGCGUAUCGUCCAGGUAGAUUUUUAUUUCAACAAUUGCUGUAACAAUGUUUAAACCUGUUUCUAAUGUAAGUCAAUUUAUUUCAACUAAAAGUACAAGAAAUUGCGUCUCGCAACGGUGAGCCUUGGUAUCGUCUGCCCUGCUGUGAAUGUCCAGGAACACAAGCAAUCAGAAAGCCUGUUUUGGGCAAUUUCAUGUUUCUGGUUUGGGUAAAAUUGAGUGUAGGUCUGUAAUCUAACUCGUGUGUGUGGCUUUAGUUAAGUUGAUACGUGAGGUGAGCCAAGUCCGUUUGAAUUAAGUUAACAUUGGCAUUUGGUUUCAAUUGUGACACGAACAAAAGCCCAAUAUUUGUUUGACCCAUCAGUGCAGACCGCCCCCCCCCCCCCUCCUUUUGUGUGCUUUGUUUGUCUCUAACCCGUCGUCACAAUUGAAUGAGAGCAGAAGCUGAUUGCUAAUGGAAACUGGUUGAAAUAUUACUACUGCACUAAAAAAAUAUAUGCUUUUAACACUCAAUUAUAGACCAACAAACCCUGCAGUUGAAUCUUUAACUGCCUUAAACCCAAUGCAUAUCUACACUUAUUUGAUAUAUCAUUGAUUUCUGUUAGGGUUAGGGUUAGGGGGGGUUAGGGUUUGGGGUUAGGGUUUCGGUUUGUCGAAAUCUCUUGAGUGUAAUGAAGGACCUGCGUGGACGUUGCAGCUGCAGCCUGUCACACGCGGCGGCUCAUCCAGCGUGGGCACCUUGAUUAAAUCUCGUGCAACUAGGCAACCAGCUCUCGCCCCAUCUUCACUCUGAAUUCAGACCGGUCGGCGAUACCUCCGUGUUAUUCUGCUCAGAUUACCAACAACCGGGACGAGUAUAUUCAGAGCAUUCUUCGCUUCACGCUAGUCUGUCUCUGCAAAAGGAUGAUUAAAAAGUCACUUUUUGUUUUGUUUUUACUCUGUCAUCAAAUUAAAGAUGUUCUUUGUGUAAACAGAAGUUUACAAUUGUUGAUUUAUGCAAAAAGGCUGCUGGCUUAGUCACGGUAUCGACAGUGGACAAAUACAAUACCUGUGUGCACGUAAAUGUGUUGAAUGUCUCCCACGAGAAGAACAGAACACUGCUGUCACAUGUCAGAUUACCAGUUGCAUGGCACAAACAUGUCACUGACAUACUUGAGCAAUGCUCAAAGUUUCAUGAAACCCUAAAGCCUUACUGUGUGUGUGUGUGACAUUUUGUCCAAAGUUAAUCAUUUUCUAUGUACGACAUGUAGUAUUUUGUAAAAUGCAUUUGAAAGUUGUGUUGAAUUUGUACCGUACAUUUUAUGUACAAUGUUUCUACGAUUGUUAGCAAAAUGCCAAUUAUGCACCAGCGAGCGACGAUGAGAGGCAUUUCAAUUACGUCUGUUUGCAUCCACAAUGAAUGGGGGGGGGGGGGUGGAGAGAAAGGAAAUAAGGAAAACCAGAUUACACUGUAUGUUAGGACAGCUUUGAGCUCCCUCCUCUUUCUGCCGAGUAGAGAAGAAGACCAGACAUCAAGGUGAUGCAAAUUACUUCGUGAUUUGGAUUACUCUCACCCGCUAUUCGUAGCUCACUCGUAGCACUGUUGUUGAUAUACUCUCUAUAUGUGAUAUACAGCCCCACUGGGUGGCUUUGUUAUGGUGUAAGAGUCAGUGAUCUGUGUGUAAUCCCCGUUGCAAACAUACAGUGCCUGCUCGUAGGAUUAUUGCAUUUUCUACAUCCCGCUUCCAGAAUGGGGUUCAGUCCCGUUGUUGUCAAACCCUAAGUUUCUUCUAGCAUGAUUAUCAUACUUCAGUAGUGUCAGUAAUGGAUUUCAGUGGAUUCAUAUUGUGCAGUGUGCAGUGUGCGGGUCACCUUGUUCUCUCUGGUUCGGUGCCGACACAAAUGUAUAUAAUGAUGUAAUAUGGGUGAUGUGUUCUGCAAACUGUCCAAACUGAGACCAGUUUUUUUCAUAACUAAUUGUUUUGACUGUUUUUAAUCACGUGGCUGAUCAUGUAACAUAAUGGACAUUAAAAUAAUCAAAUGUUAUCUGGCCAUGCUUUAUCAAAGAUUCAUAUUCGGCAGAUAUGAACAUAACAUGGAUUCUUUAGAUAAGGAAACAGCUUUUAAAUAAAGGUCUCUGCACAAGCGCACAAUAUUUGUUUAUAUAUAUAUAUAUAUAUAUAUAUAUAUAUAUAUAUAUAUAUUGUGUAUAUAGCAAAGGCUUUAUAUUUUGCAGCAUAGAGCAGGAUAAAUCUGAAUUGCAAGUUUUGCCAGGUAUGUUUUCACUUACAAGGAAUUUGUCUUGGUGAGAGGCCGUCAGGUCCUCAGUGUGUAGUCGAGGCCGACGGGAAUUUAGAUGUAGUUUGCUCAAAAUAGUUUAAAUGUACUUUCAUAAUUGUGAGAGCUGCACACUGAGUGAGAGCUGUUGGCUUAGCAUAGAGAUGCAAAACGGGGAGAUAGACCAGUUGGCUCGCAGAGACAUCAACAGAAUUGACAAGAUGAACUACCAGCACCUCUUAAUCUGAAUAUUGAAUAUGUUGUAUUGGAUUUGUACACUAGCCAAAAUGUAAUGAUGCCCAUUUAGGGUUUUAUUGGGGGUUAUGUUUUGUAAGUAGUAGAAACCUGCAGUACACUGACAACCCAUUCCAUUAAAGGUGUUUUCACAUGGUCACAGAAGCCUUAGACGAGUGGACCUUUUGAUGGCCAAAAUUAAAAGGCCUCUAAGGAAUACUAGAUGUUACAGCGUUUAACGCUUGUCAAGAUCUGGACCAAAGUGUUGAGCCAGCACAUAAAUGAUCACCAUUCCUAGAGUCACUGUGGCAGUAGGGCUAAAACCAAGUAUUAGCAUCAUCAUUCGGAUCUUGUAUUUGUCCUGUUUAACUCCCAAAGCUUUCAAAACAUAUAUAUAUACACUGUAUAUAUAUACUGUAUUUAUAUAUAAAUAUAUGCUCAAUCAUCCCUAAAGUCUUCCUGUCUUGGCAGGUUCUCUCUGAAAACUGAAAAGCGCCCGUCCAUUACUUGACUCUGAAAUGUUUCGUUUUUCUCCACAAGUACAUAAAUAAUGGAAGUUGUUUUCCAGUUGCUUUACAGCUGUUCUUGAUGUGUUUCUGAACUGUGCAGGUAGAUACGUUUUUUACUGUGAUGCUGCACGCACUGACCGCUGUUCUAUGGUUAUUUACUGUACUGAUGGAUGUGAAAUACUUUAAAUAAAGGAAAUGUUCCACAG